CGAAAACUCGUCGAGCUCCAAUUUUCAUCAAUUUUCGCGAAGAUUUACCUGAAAAAAGUGUUGAAACUUUGUCAUUUCCCUCUUCAACAGCAUGGAUGUGCACGAAAUCAAGAAAUUAGAAUAUGAUAUUCACAAAUACACGAGUUACUCGACUACGUACCUGCCUGAGAACAUCCGCGAAGACCAAAGUACGAAUCAAACCUCGCGCUGGAGCAGUAACAGCAACAAUCCGCCGCAAUACCUGAUUCUGAAGCUGCAACGACCGUCAAUCGUGAAAAAAAUCAAGUUUGGCAAGUACGAGAAGGCGCACGUGUGUAAUUUGCGAAAAUUCAAGAUAUUUGGCGGGCUUGAGGAAUCGUGCGGUGUCCUGUUGUUGGAAGGCGGUUUGAAGAACGACCCGAUUCCGGAAGUUUUUGACUUGAGGUAUCGCACGUCGUCGGGAGAGCUGCUUCCGGUUCGCUAUAUAAAGAUUCUUCCGUUGCUGAGUUGGGGUCCUUGCUUCAAUUUUAGUAUUUGGUACGUCGAGUUACUCGGAAAUGACGAUGCAAUUUACGUCAGUACAUCGUUAAAAAGCUACAAUAUCGAACGAGAAGCGGAAAUUAUUCGACUUUGUCUCAAAUAUUUCCGCCAACAAGGCUACGAACGAGCUUUUGACGCGUUACAGGACCAAACAAAUGUGCAACUCGAACAUCCAACGAUCCAAGAACUUCACAACAACCUCGUGACGGAAGGAGAUUUCGCCAAAACUGAAGCCCAAAUCGAACGACUCAUCGACGAAGGGCUCAUGGAUGAAUAUUUGGCACGCCAACCGUACAGCGUGAGUUGGAAAAGUCUCAAUACCGAAAGUAACAAAUGGCCUGGCAAACGGGGAGGGCACCAACUCGUGCUAGAUCCGAAAAAUCAACUCAUGUACUUGUACGGCGGUUGGAAUGGCUCCGAAGAUUUGUCCGAUUUGUGGGUUUUUGACAUCAAAACGAACCAAUGGGAGUUGAUACACGAAAAUUCCGAACUAGUUGGAGGUCCUUCGCCUCGUGCAUGUCACAAAAUGGUCUUUGACACGCACAAUUCGCAGAUUUUCAUGAUUGGGAAGUACAUUGAGUCAAGUUCGCGUGUUCGGGACAAGUUGAAGAGCGAUUUUUAUUUGUACGACACGGAAACGAGGACUUGGCUGCUAAUUUGCGAUGACACAAAAAGCGUUGGGGGACCAGAUUUGGUGUAUGAUCAUCAAUUAGCGAUCGAUUCGGCGAAAAGGACAAUUUAUGUCUUUGGCGGAAGGAUCUUGACGGCAUCAAAUACGGAUGAAUUGAGCUCAGAUCAGUUCUAUUCGGGACUUUAUGCGUAUCACAUCUCGAAUAAUGUGUGGAAUUUGUUGUUGGUUGACUGUGCGCAUCCGAGAGCAGCAUUUCCGGAAGUCAAUUCGAUAAAAUCGCGCAUCACGCAUUCGAUGUUGUUCCAUGAUAAAAAUCGAAAAUUGUUCAUUUUUGGCGGGCAGAGAGGCAAGGAGUAUAUGGGGGACUUCAUAACGUACGACGUUGACACGCAAGAAGUGACGAAUCUCAUUUCAGAUAACUCGAAUGUUGAUGCGAAGAAUGGACCGCCAUCGGGAUUGACGCAACGAGCGACGAUCGAUACUGAUCGUAACGAGAUUUAUGUUUUAACGAGUCUCAGCAAAGGCAAAGAUCGUCGCGGCGACAUGGAUCUCAAUUCCCUGUGGAUGUUUUCCCUCAACACGCUCGAAUGGAGUUGCAUCUAUCGCAGUGACGAGAACAAGGAGCAAUCCCCAUCCUCGCCAUGCCCCCGUUACGCUCACACCCUCGUCUUUGAUCCCGCCAGCAAAAUCCAUUAUCUCUUCGGCGGCAAUCCGGGCAUCACGUGGAAGUCAAAUUUCCGCCUUGACGACUUUUGGUGCUUGUACAUGCGAAAACCGAGUCGCGAAAAUGCCUUGCAACGAUGUCGGUAUCUCAUUCGCACACAAGAAUACGAAGAAUUGGCGAAAAAAGACCCGCUACGAGGCUUAACGUACCUCCAAACGAAACUUCAUGCCGCCAUCGAUCGCGAAAAUCCGGAUCAAGUAACGGCAUUUCACAAAUUGGCAACGUUGCUGUUCAAACUUGAUGACCCGGCGAAAGGAAAUGCGUCGCCAUGCUCGUCUUCGAUGAGUGGCAUUGAGUCUCCGGCAUCGAGUAGCAUGAUGUCGCCCAGUUGCUCGAACGAAAUGGACCUCUAUGCGUAUAAUAUCGAUCAAGUGACGCAAAUUACGAACCGACAAAUUGUCGAUUUGGAAGUGAAACGCGGGCGAUAUUCCAUCUACAACAAAAUAAUUGAAUUUUUACCUCAGAAAAUGUGUCAACCGAAGGCGAAUCUAACGGAUUUUAUACUAGUUUAGGGUUUUAAGGCACCGUAAAGGGCGCGAAAAAUAUUAUUAUUGAAUAAAAUGGAACUAAAAAGUGACAAUUUUGUGAUACGAGACUGAUCGUUUGUACCAGAGAUUUUUAAAAAAUUACUGAAUGAAGCAUUAAAUGUCUUCGCACCGCUAAAUAAAUAACAAAUUUUUUGACUAUUUGCCUAUUAAUACUACAAACUACUAAAAAUGCAUCAAAAAAUACAAA
Messenger RNA from Culicoides brevitarsis, 2609 nucleotides. RefSeq names its product muskelin (gene muskelin). The transcript is spliced from 6 exons. NCBI's taxonomy places the organism in Eukaryota, Metazoa, Arthropoda, Insecta, Diptera, Ceratopogonidae. Gene Ontology annotation, cellular component: cytoplasm. The coding region runs from base 92 to 2386 and encodes 764 amino acids. The record is from RefSeq and is a predicted model, not a curated record. Gene Ontology annotation, molecular function: protein binding.